Racocetra persica is the source of this 511-nucleotide messenger RNA. The record is from the annotation of a GenBank genome assembly. NCBI's taxonomy places the organism in Eukaryota, Fungi, Glomeromycota, Glomeromycetes, Diversisporales, Gigasporaceae.
CAUGAUGCACAACUCGAUUAUUAUGGGAAGAGAUUAGCAACUUGUUCUUCUGAUCGUUCUAUUAAAAUAUUCGAAAUUGAAGGAGAAAAUCGUCAGGAAAUUGUGACAUUGAAAGGACACGAUGGACCUGUGUGGCAGGUCGCUUGGGCUCAUCCGAAAUUUGGAAGUAUAUUAGCCUCAUGUUCAUAUGAUAGUAAAGUUAUUAUUUGGAAAGAACAGAAGGGUUCUUGGAAAAAGAUCAAGGAAUAUACAGGGCAUACAGCUUCUGUGAAUUCUGUGUCUUGGGCACCUCACGAACUUGGACCAAUCCUAGCUUGUGCUUCUUCCGACGGGAAAAUAUCAGUGCUCACCUUCAAAGACGAUGGUUCAUGGGACGCACGUACUUUUGAAGCACACACCAUCGGUGCUAAUUCGGUCAGCUGGGCUCCAGCGACAAUACCAGGAGCAUUAGUUCAAAUCACUGGUGGUGCGCCUAAUGUGAAUGUUACCAAGAGAUUUGCAUCAGCAGGCU